Messenger RNA from Rhagoletis zephyria (snowberry fruit fly), 4166 nucleotides. Its product is annotated as spermine oxidase. Lineage: Eukaryota; Metazoa; Arthropoda; Insecta; Diptera; Tephritidae. The record is from RefSeq and is a predicted model, not a curated record. Gene Ontology annotation, molecular function: polyamine oxidase activity.
CAGAAAAGCGUGCUUCGGUGUCUGCGGAAACGUGUUCAUUCGAUUAAAGUGUUUUUGCUUACUUAUAAAAAUUAAUAAUUCAUGUGAACAAAUUGAAAAUUUAUAAACACAAAUAUUAAUUUAGAAAAGUGCAAGUAACGCGGUUUUUGAAAUAAACCUCUACCACGCUUCCACCUGCAAUUGUUGCCGCCUGCAGAGCUCUCAUCAACCCGUAGGUAAUGACUAGCAGUACGAGUCCCAGAAUUGUGAUUAUCGGCGCAGGUGUUUCUGGAAUUUCCUGUGCUGUUCGACUACUGGACUUCGGUUUUCAAAAUGUGCUGCUACUAGAAGCUGAACCGCGCAUUGGCGGGCGGGUGCACACCAUACCGUUUGGCGAAAACGUCAUUGAUUUGGGAGCGCAAUGGUGUCAUGGCGAAAAGGAUAAUAUUAUCUACGAGUUGGCAAAUAAACAUAAGCUACUGGAAUCGACGAGGGAUGUUUAUGAAAAUUAUAAGUGCAUCCGCUCAAAUCGAGAGGUAGUUUGUGAAAGUAUUAGCCAGCGGCUGAAAGAUAUCGUCAACGAUAGUUUAGUGACACGACAAAUGGAAUUACGGAACUGUAAUGGUUCAUUGGGCAGCUACUUAACUAAUAAAUUCUAUGAGGCUUUACGUAGACCAGAAAACUCGGAUAUCGACAUGGCGAUAGCGAAAGAGUUCUUUGAAAAUUAUCAAAAAUUCGAAAAUUCAGUGGAGGCCUCAGAUACGUUAGAUGAGGUGUCGGGUCGUGGCUAUUUGGAAUACUGGGAAUGCGAAGGCGAUAUUUUACUAAAUUGGAAGGAUAAAGGAUUCAUUGAAUUUCUACGUUUGAUAACAGAAGCGCGCGAGUUGGGUAAUGAGUUGGGCGUGCUGGAAAAACGCGUGCUGCUGGGGCGAAGCGUAACGCAAAUACGCUGGAAUCGCAAUGAUUGCUGUGUGGACAUUAAGUGCAAUAAUGGCGAAGUGAUUAUUGCCGAUCAUGUCAUACUCACCAUGUCGCUGGGUGUGCUCAAGGAACAGCACACAACACUGUUCGAACCAAAGUUACCAGUGGAGAAGCAACGUGCCAUCGACGGUCUGGCCUUUGGCACUGUGAAUAAGAUUUUUAUGGAAUUUCCCGAAAAAUUUUGGCCUGAUGACUGGACUGGUUUCACGCUGUUGUGGCGCGAGGAGGAUAUCAAUGAAAUACGCGGCACUUCACGCGCUUGGCUUGAGGACGUAUUCGGUUUCUAUUGCGUUAGCUAUCAGCCAAAGAUACUAAGCGGCUGGAUAAUCGGCGCCAAUGGACGUCAUAUGGAGACUUUACCGGAGGAUGAGGUGCUUGCGGGUUGCAUGUAUUUAUUUCGUAAGUUCCUAGAAUGGGACAUACCCAAUCCGAGUAACUUCAAGACAUCAGCCUGGCAUACGAAUGCCAACUUCCGUGGCUCUUACUCAUUUCGCUCCAUGUACACCGAAGAGGUGGGCACAAGCGCACGCGAAUUGGCGCAACCGCUCACCGUCGUUACGAGCCCGCCGCUAAGUAAUGGCGGUGAGUCGAAUGCGAAUCCACUCUAUCCACAAACACGUUGUGAUAAACCGAUCGUACAAUUUGCCGGUGAAGCGACCAGCGAUCACUACUAUUCCACGGUACAUGGCGCAGUGGAGGCGGGCUGGCGUGAAGCGAAGCGUUUGGCGGAUUUCUACGGCAUGCCGCGAAAUGGCACAAAAGAGCCGAAAACGAAGGCACAAUUAUAACAGUUUUAGGACUUUGAACGCCAGCUAAGAGUGAUUUGAGAAGGAGUGUGUACGAAAGUACCCACAACUCAUAAAUGACUCUCUGCAGUUCUGUAGGCUUUCAAAGUCCUGAAUAUGCAAAUUGAAAAAUAUAAAUCUAUAAAAUUUUCCGAUGUAUAUCCCCCGCUUAAAAUAUUUAAAUAAGUAAUUGCUAUUUACUAAAGACAUGCUUGCAUUAGGCGGUAAUUUUGAAACACAAUUAAGCUUCCGAUAUAUUAUAAAUAAUUUAAAUUAAACACUAAUUACUGAUCUUUCAAAGACUCGCUAACUUCCAGAGUGUCAUUACAAUAUUUAAAGUAACACAAUAUGGAGUCCAUAACUACAUGUGAGGUCUUUAGAGCCAGGUUAGCCUAACUGACAUACAAAAAAGUUACAGCAUAAAUUGCAUUACUAGAAUCGUAAGGGUAACAGCUCGAGGCACGUCUUUUUCUUUUUCUUUUACUAUCUUUGCAAGCAUCACUUAGGUGCAACGAACUUCUCAGUAAAAGACCAUAUUUAUUUUUCAUAGCACCUGCUUUCACAUAUGUAUUACUAAAAAAUUUUUUUGUAGAUAUGCUCCUCUGGCUCUCAUGGUCUCAUAUAAACUUGCUCAAAAUAUUAACAAGAAAAAAACUACCAUACUAUUUCGAAAUAUGUAAUACAAAAAUUUUGCGCCAAUUGAUAUAUGUACAUUAGACCGAACCACCUUAUCAGUAAACAAAACAAAAUUUCGCCGUACACUCCUGAGUCUAUAGUACACAUUUUGGCAAGAUAACGUCGAAUAAAACUCGUUAUUUUUUUAGGCCGUAUCUUGGGUUACACCUACAUACACUUGGCAAUUUUUUAUUUUAAAGUUCUACUGGAAUAAUUAAAGUACUUCCUUUGCAAAAGUUUAAAGAUUUUUGAAUAGUUUUAAUUUUCUGACACUGGGGUUUUACGUUAGGGUGGUAGGAACUGAGAUGGGGUGGGUAAGUACUAGCACUGGAUACUUGAGGUCAACUCUGGAACAAAAAUUUUAUCCCAGGGAGAAAAGCAUCGACAUACAUACAUAUGAACCAUACUUCAAGAUCUAACUGUAAAUGGCGCAGGUAUGAAGAAAAAUUAGAAAAGGCAACCUCUACCUUCGCCAAAAAAAUCGAUAUCGACGUGGAAUCUAAUAAUCUUAGCAAGAGUUAAAUGAUUUUUAAAUAGUUUUAAUUUACUGACACUAGGGUGAUACGUUAGGGUGGUAGGUAGGUACUGAGAUCUGGUGGAUAAAUUCUUAAAAAAUUUAUUCUCGAGAUAACAUCGAUAUACCAUGCUUUAGGAUCAGACUGUAAAUGCCGAGGAUAUGAAAAAAAUGUAAAAAGACGACCGACAAGCCAUUUUUUUUCUCAUUUGCCUUACAAAAAUACUUAAGACUCAACGGUCUACGCGAACUUGUUUUUUCUGAUUCAGUCUAAUGUACAUAUCUACAACUAAUUUCUUUCAAUAUUUCACUAUAAAGUACUAGAUAUUGUAAUAUCAUAAGUUCCAGCGCCGGUUUUAGUACAGUCAAAUUACGAAAAACGGACGAUUUUGUAACGAAUACUCUAAGGCUGGACGCUUGGAAUGUAAAACUUGAUUUGCGGGACUCGGAGGAUUGUGUAAUCUCCGUUAUCUCGCAAACAAGGGUCGUCAAGGUUUUUUUUUUUUUUCAUUUUAGAGGCACAGCCAUUUUAGGGGCUCAAACAAUUUUAGUUCCCACGCGUGAUAGUGGAUUUCGCUCAACCUCACUGCAUUUAUUUUAUACAGUGGGACAAAGCGUCCACUUCUUGCCUAAAAACAUAUGAUUUUUAAACAUGUUUUUAAAGAUGUAAAACGUCUUUAACGAUAAGUCUUGUCUUAGAUAAAGAAUAAUAACAAAUUUGUUAAAAGCCUUAAGUCCUGGCAGUUAGAGGGUUAAAAUGAUUCACAAAAAUGCCAAGCAUCUAAUUCUACUAGGCUUCACCGAACACGAAAAUUUACGAAUCCAGGAGAAAGAGUAAAUACUUACAAAAUAUAUUUUUUCAUAAAAAAUAAUAAAAUGUUUCCCCAAAAAGAGAAAACUUUAACCGUCUGUAAAAAUAUUUUUGAGAUGCGAUGGAGCGCAGUCUUUCUGAUUUUGACUACCACGUGUUAAUGCUAGAGUUGGUUAACUUUCGUUGAGGUUCAGGAACGUUGACCACUUUGUUUCCCAGAUGUCGGCGACUCUACUGCCCCCUGAGUGCCGUAAAUUAAUUUUUUCAUUACCUGUACUAGCCUCAAAGUAUUCAAAAAGAAAUGAACACUCUAUGUUACAAGUUUUCAGUUUACCAAUUUUCGAAAACUCAACAUUGGCUUAUUUAAUUCGGAUUUAUUAUUUUUCAUUUCGUAUUCGGCCUUCAAAAACAAAAAAAAAAA